AUGGCUAGUGGAACAACGGAUACGGGUGACUUCCUCGCGCUUUUCAAGUCUAUAGGGCUACCCCAAUCGAAAGCCGCAGAGGCAGCCAAAAACCAGAAGAGCGCAUCGAUUUUCAGUGAAUUGAUUGUUGCACACGACCUCACCAAUGCAAAGCUCAGCGAGAAGCAGGGUGUCCUGGUCGCCACGUUCGCUGGCCAGCUGGCCAAAGCAGACAAAGUUGGCCCCGUCGAACGCGACUAUGGAGUGAGGGCGAUCUUGGAUGAGAAGCUCAAGUCCACGGAUCAAGUGUCAGCCGCGACGAAGUAUUUGGAGUCUCACUCUUCUCCUUUCAAUGAUAGCGAAUUUGAGCAAGAGUGUGGCGUUGGUUACAGCAUCACGGCUGAACAACUCCUCGCCGAAAUAACCGACUACGUAAAGGCCAGCGGCGCUGCGGGAUGGGCAAACUUGGGGCCCACCAUUAGUGGCGUAAAGAACUCUCCGGCUUUGCGGUGGGCCAACCCUCUCGAGGUCAAGAACGCGGUCGAGCAAGUUUUCACGAGUAAGUUCGGUCCAAAGGAGGCAGGCAAACCAGCCAAAGGGAAGAAGGAACCUGCUCCCAAGAAGGACGCCCCAUCUCAAGGAGCUUCCACACCACCAGAAGCAAGCAGCCGAAAAACUGUAUUCGAAGAAGGCUUCCUUGGAUCUCUGCAUAAGCCUGGCGAAAAUGCUCAAAUAAAACCAGAGCUUCGUGAACAACAUCUUGCAUUCACGAAAGGUUCUGUCUACACCCGAUUCCCCCCUGAACCUAACGGCUACCUUCACAUUGGACACUCAAAGGCUAUCUUCGUGAAUUUCGGUUAUGCUGCACAUCACGGCGGAAGAUGCUACUUGAGGUAUGAUGACACCAACCCGGAGAAGGAGGAGGCCCGUUAUUUUGAGAGUAUCUUGGAGAUGGUGCGUUGGCUAGGAUUUGAACCCUGGAAGAUCACGUACUCCAGCGACUACUUCGAUAAACUCUACGACCUGGCUGUGGAGCUUAUCAAACGAGAUAAGGCCUAUGUUUGCCAUUGCACUCAAGAGCAAAUCAAGGCCGAUAGGGGAGAAAAGAUUGCAGCCCCAAAGGCUUGCAUCCAUCGCUCACGACCUAUUGGAGAAUCUCUCGAGGAGUUUAAGAAGAUGAAGGAUGGACACUAUCGGCCAAAGGAGGCCAAUCUUCGGAUGAAGCAAGAUCUAUCAGAUGGAAAUCCCCAGAUGUGGGAUUUAACUGCAUACCGUGUUCUGGACGCACCUCAUCAUCGGACACAUGACAAGUGGAAGAUCUACCCGACUUAUGAUUUCACACAUUGCUUAGUGGAUAGUUUCGAGAACAUCUCGCAUUCGCUCUGCACCACCGAAUUCAUUGCCUCACGCCAAUCAUAUGAAUGGUUGUGUGAUGCUGUUGAGGUAUACAAGCCAAGGCAGUCAGAGUUUGGUCGACUCAAUGUUACCGGCACAAUUAACUCGAAGCGAAAGAUCUUGCAGCUCGUGGAAGAGAAAUUCGUGUCUGACUGGGAUGAUCCUCGUCUUUUCACCCUCAUAGCUCUCAGAAGACGUGGAGUGCCGCCGGGUGCCAUCUUAUCGUUCGUCAGCGGCCUUGGGGUUUCAACUGCAGCAUCAAAUAUUCAAAUUGUACGCUUUGAUCAGACUGUCAGGCAAUACCUUGAGAAUUCUGCACCAAGGCUUCUGAUGGUGCUCCGUCCACUCAAAGUCACUCUCGAAAACGUCCCAGAUGAUUAUGUGAUUAUGGUUGAGAAGCCACUUCAUCCUAAAGUUGCCGAGCUUGGCUCUUCCAAGAUCCCCUUCUCCAAGACCAUCUACAUUGACGCCGACGACUUCCGUCUGGAGGACUCAAAAGACUACUAUCGUCUCGCUCCCGGGAAAACUGUCGGCCUUUUUCAAGCCCCAUACCCCAUCACAUGUACUUCCUACAAGACAGACGGGGCUACGGGCGCUGUCACUGAGCUUAUCUGCCGUCUUGAGGACAACAACACCAAGAAGCCUAAAGCCUUCAUUCAGUGGGUUGCUGACCACGCACCCUCCGGAAGUCCAGUGCGCAUCGACGAAACACGGAUUUUCCACUCCCUCUUUAAGAGCGAUAACCCACUUGCCGCCGUGCCCGACUUCAAGGCUGACAUCAAUCCAGACAGCCUCCAAGUCAUCAGAGGUGCGAUGGUUGAAGUGGGCUUCUGGCCACUGGCGAAGAAAUCUAUUGGAGAUGCCCUGAGCGAGGCCAGGACGCGAGCGGCAAAGGGGCAAAGCGAGUCGAGGUUCCCGUUGGACGCGCCGAAGGUGAGACCCGAGGAUCUAGUAGGCAAGGAGUGUGUGAGGUUCCAGGGGUUGCGGGUGGCAUAUUUUGCUGUGGACAAAGACUCGCGAGUGGCUGCCCUUGAUCAAAUUGAAAGUACCGGAGCCGGAGCGGGCCAAGGUGAUUAUCUGGUGUUGAAUCGCAUAGUUAGUUUGAAGGAAGAUACCGGGAAGGCUGCAUGA
This is a messenger RNA of Coniophora puteana RWD-64-598 SS2, 2505 nucleotides long. Its product is annotated as glutaminyl-tRNA synthetase. The transcript is spliced from 6 exons. NCBI's taxonomy places the organism in Eukaryota, Fungi, Basidiomycota, Agaricomycetes, Boletales, Coniophoraceae. Gene Ontology annotation, cellular component: cytoplasm; cytosol. The record is from RefSeq and is a predicted model, not a curated record. Gene Ontology annotation, biological process: glutaminyl-tRNA aminoacylation; translation. The coding region runs from base 1 to 2505 and encodes 834 amino acids. Gene Ontology annotation, molecular function: glutamine-tRNA ligase activity; ATP binding.